AUGGAACCUUUUCUCAACGUAGUGGGCAAUCUUCUCCCAUAUCAUCUUCUCUCCUAUGGUGCUCUCCUCGGCACAGAGCUCUAUCAGAGCUUUGUUAAUACAAAAAUAUGCUACCAAGAAUUGCCAAUGAAGCAGUUCAUUCUUCUCCAAAAGCGCCUUUUCCCCAUCUACUUCGGAACGCAGGUCGGACUCACAGCAUUGACGGCAGCAACACACCCACCAUACAGCAUUUUGUCACUGGGUCAAGACCCGUGGAGUAUAGCACCUCUUGCUAUUGUUGGUUUGACCGGAUGUCUGAAUUGGUUUAUCUACGGACCUCGAACGACCACUGCAACAUUCAUCCGAAGGGCGCUACAAGAAAGCGAUAACACCGAUGCUAACUCUGAGGGGUCAAAUGUGAACCAGGCUAACCGCAACUUUGCACGAAAUCACGCAAUGGCCAUUCAUUUGAAUGCUAUCGCCAUGAUAGCCACCGUAUUUUAUGGGUUCUCACUGUCUGCUACGCUUAUGGCAGGAAUUUAG
This is a messenger RNA of Penicillium expansum, 522 nucleotides long. RefSeq names its product DUF4149 domain-containing protein. The transcript has 3 exons. Bases 1 to 522 code for a protein of 173 amino acids. Lineage: Eukaryota; Fungi; Ascomycota; Eurotiomycetes; Eurotiales; Aspergillaceae. The record is from RefSeq and is a predicted model, not a curated record.